GGAAGCUUUUUUUUGGGCCACGUUUUGCAUUACCAACGUCGAUGUAUUCGAAUUUCCGUUUUCGAUAAUGGAACAAGUCUUUUACGCGCCGGUUGGAAAACCAUUGAACAAGUCCAACUCAUCCCCUUACUUUACAGAAAACUGCGUAAUAUGUUUAGAGAAUCAAUCUACUAUUGAACUUAGGCCUUGUGGUCACGCCAUUAUCUGUCAAGCUUGCGUGUCUCGUUUGGACGAGACGCUAUGUCCUCUAUGUCGCCAAACGGUGCAGGUCAUUCGAGUAAAAGGCGCCAAAGAAUUGUAUCCAUUUAAACCAAAAGUAGAUGAAACCCAAACGAUUGAAGAGAGGAAAGGACACUCUAGGCCAAUUUCUGCUGAGAAACAACUCGUUUUGCCUGGUGAAGGUCGCAGCCAACCAGUUUCAUUUCCUAUGGAUAAGGAAUGUCAAGGUCACUUGGAAUUGGAGGUUCCUUUCUCCAAUAUUUUAGAAGAAAGGCGUGCCUUUGAGAGUUUUGUUCGUAGGCGAACAUAUCAAGUUGUAGUUUCAGGUUCCGUCGAAGUGAAUACGAAAGCACUCGUUAAUGAAGUCAUUACAAGGUUUGAAAGCAACCUCGAAACCAUCCGCGUGGAGGAUUUUGAAAGCUUUGAUCAACAGAGGUCCAAGAAUACUGCAAAGAUUGAGUUCUUUUCGGACGACUAUUAUGAAGGUUCAGCUCAAAGUGAACCUUUGACAACUAUGAACCAAUCUAUUCCUUUGCAUACUCUGUUCGACACUACUUCGUCAGCUGAGGCUUAUCUUGCCAAUGCUUGUAUUGAAAAUAUUCCUCUUCAUAUAAGAAGCUUCAGAAUUUGGGAACUUAUCCGCACGCUGCGACAGCAAAAGAAAAGGAAGCAAGACCUUUUUAUUCUUUGUUGUUCAGCAUUUUCAGAGAUUUCCUUGAACGAGUUGAUAGCUUUGGAUGAGGUGGUAUCUGUGCGCUAUGUAUUGUCUACACCUCGAAUAUGGGUAUUUCUCGAUGUUCCACUAUCUGAAAGCGAAAAGUCUCUUGAAAGAAAGUUGACUUUUGAACAAGUUGAAGAAGCAUUUUUAAAGGUACCUAUUCAUAGACGUGCAUCGAAGAUUUUACAUAUCCAACAGUUGGAUGAGCAAAAUAUGGAGCUAUUAGGACACGACAUCGUAUCCUUAACGAAACAAGGGCGUCGUCUAGAGCGAUGCAACUCUGUCAACAAUUUAUGUUGUUUUAUGUAACGUCUCAAUAUUGUUGUCGUUUGUUGAGUUUUAUCGUUGUUUAUAUAUUUUAGCGAAUGCGUUGUGAGUUUUCAAAGUGCAUCAUUGUUUUUUAUUGGUUCCUUUUAGGAAAUAAAGAACAGAAGAGGCACUUGACUGAAAAUUGAAUUUUUUUU
Galdieria sulphuraria is the source of this 1401-nucleotide messenger RNA. RefSeq names its product metal ion binding protein. The transcript has a single exon. Bases 68 to 1246 code for a protein of 392 amino acids. The record is from RefSeq and is a predicted model, not a curated record. Lineage: Eukaryota; Rhodophyta; Bangiophyceae; Galdieriales; Galdieriaceae.